This is a messenger RNA of Symbiodinium sp. CCMP2592, 6606 nucleotides long. The record is from the annotation of a GenBank genome assembly. NCBI's taxonomy places the organism in Eukaryota, Dinophyceae, Suessiales, Symbiodiniaceae.
AUGCCUCCGCCACGUACUUGGCGAGACGGCAACCGGCACCCAGCCCGGGAAGCUCCUGCAAGCGAGACCUACAGCAGCAGCGAGGAGGAGGCGGAAGAAGCCGAAGAAGAAGCUCCCGAGGGCGACGCCACAGUGCGAUUGGGAGCUCCCCCUCCGAGCGGUCGGGUGGCCAAGAAGAGCUCAGCGCCACCACCGCCUCCAGCUGCAGCUGCUAGCACGCUGCCUCCGACGGCGGUACCGGUAGCGGGUCUGGGAGCCCCGCCGGGACCACCACCGCUCCCGGCUUCUCCGGGCCAGCCGACGACCAUCUACCCCGAUGGGACGGCCCAGCAGGGACUGUACACUGCCACGGGACAGUUCAUAGGAUACUUUCGGGUGCCUGUCGGAGUGCCCAUGGUGAUUUUCCCGAGGGUUCCAGCAGAGGCCAACGGAGACGCUAGUGCAGCCGCCUCUCCAGGCCCAGCGGCUUCCACAGCCGCGGUGGAGCCUACGGCAGUGAAGGCUGAGCCUACGGAGAAGUCACGGCACCCCAAGGACAAAGGGGAUGCCAAGAGGGCCAAGGAAGGCCGAGAGCGCCCCGAGAAGGAGAGCGCCAACAAGAAGGACAAGAGGGACCGGGACCCCAAGAAGGACAAGAAGGACCGGGACCCCAAGAAGGAGAAGAAGGACCGGGACAACCAGAAGGAGAAGAAGGAGACCCGGGUACCCGAGCCGAAGGCGUAUCCCCUCAAGAAGGACAGAGGGUACGGCCGGGUGAAGGAAGAGCCCAAGGAGCCUCGCGAGCGCGGAAGCCCCUCCUUUGAGCGUGAGUUUCUGCCGCAGGCGAGGGCGAAGUCGGGUGCUUGGAAGCCGUAUAACGAUACCUGGUUCGAUUAUGACGGCAGAGACGAGCGCCUGUACCCAGAGGAGGCGAGGAGGCGACGUGGUGGACCUCCCGCUCCUCGCACCCCGCCUCGAGGCAGGACCCCAGGGCGUCGCCCCCCCUUCAACCCUUACGAGGGUGACGAGGAAGAAGAAUCUGGUGCCUCAGGCAGCGCGGGCCCAGGGCCGGCUUUCGACUCCUCCCAGAGUCCGAUGUCGGCACCGCCACGCGAGCCACCGGGACGACUCCCGGGACCGGCGCGGGGACUCCAGGCCCCGUACCCCGCCGAGGCGCCGGGCAAGAAGCAGCGCGAGAGGCGCAAGUACGCGGUGAGGCGCGACCGAGGUUCGGACAGUCGCGCCAGCCCCGAGAAGAAGCGCCCGCGCAAGACGGCAAAGAGUGAGGAGAGCCCUCCACUGCCGCCUCCGGCGACUCCUCCGCCAAAGCCCUCUCCGACGUCCCCGGCGGACCGCCGUGACAGGAUGCACGCGCCAGCUCAGCGUGCAGAGCCGUUGCGUGCUGCCCAGGCAGCCCCGGCCAAGGCACCGAGCAGGCCGGCGAGCAAUCGCUCGCACGGCAAAGCGAGCGCUGGCUCGCAGGGCAUGCCACGCGAUGGUGCGCCGGUCAAGGCGGGCGGACCUCCACUGCCCCCGCCGCUCAGUGACCGCAUCAUACUGCAGAAGCAGGGAGUCACGGAUCGGGAUCCACUCGAAGCUCUGGCCGGAGGCGAUGAGCACCAUUCGCGCCUGCUCGCUCGUAAGCCCAGAGCGCUCCAGCAGUCGGUGCCCUUUGGCUUCACCGGAGUACAUCCCUUGGAUGUUGACCCCGAGGUGACCGAGCUGCUUGUGGGUCUGGUCGAACCUGUGGACGUAGGCCCGCAUGGACUCGCCGCCGCGGCGCUCUCCAAGCGCUUGAGCGCCGAGCUCGAGGAAAUCUCCAAGGCCAUGGAGGUCCUCACAGUGACGGCCCAGAAGCUGAAGUCCUUCACGCAAGGACGCCGGUGGACGGAUGGGCGCCUCCCGUGUCCACGUGACGGAGCACGAGAGGGUGGCUACGAGGAGCCGCCGCCCGACGAGCAGGCCUACGACGACCAAUACGACGAGUACUACGAUGCUGCCGAGGGCCAAGCGGAGGAAGACGGACAGGGCCAGGAGACCCACGAGUCCUACUUUGUGUGGAUGACCACCCUCGAGGAGUGGAUCCCUCCGCAGGUCUCCCAGGUGCUGACCAACGCACCGGAGACGGCCGCCGGCCUCAUGAUCGUCGACACUGCCUGCCAGAAGACCUGCAUCGGCAGGAAGGCCUACCUGGCCCACUGUGCGACCUUGCGCCCUUUUGGCCUGAGUUGCAAGUGGCUGCCAGAGUCCGAGCGCUUCAAGUUCGGCGCAGGCAAGCCGGCGAUGAGCUCUGCCUCGCUGGCGAUCCCCGCAGGCAUUGACGGCAGGCCGAUGGUCUUGGUGGCCUCCCUGCUUGCCGCGGAGAUCCCGCUGCUGGCGUCCCUCAAGAUGCUGAAGCAGCUUGGAGCGGUGCUCGACCUCCCUUCUGAGAAAGCCUUCCUCGGCUCUCUCCAGAUCGAGGUCCCCCUCCACGUGACAUUGGGCGGACACCUCGCCAUCUGUGUCACGUCUUUUCCUGUCGACGGACUUCCGUGCGACCUGGACGAAACAAGGCUGGAGGAGACCUGGGACGUCGCCUCUCACCGCGGCCGGAAGAAGCUCACGGAAGCACUGGACUACUACAAGCCUUUAGUCCUGGCCGUGAGGCUGACGAGCUCCCCGGCUCACUCGGACCCGGAAGUGAGCAAGGCUGCGCUCAAGGCGCUGGAGAAGCAGCAACGGCGAGGUCACUACUGGACCCUGAUAGCUCCCCCGGACCACACGGUGUGGAGUAAUCAGAACGUCAGCAGGCUUCUCAGCAGCAGCCAUGCACACGUGACCCAGGCCGAAGCGACUCCGGCUGGACUUGCUCACCGCGUCCGCCGAGUUGUGCGCGAGUUGGAGCCUACACGGUUCCGCCGCGAGAAGCAGCGUCCGCUUCGCACCCCUGCCUGCGGCACCUGGGACCGGGUUUCAACAAAGCCCCCGUUCCACGAAACCUACUACCUGGACUACGUCCAGGACGACCGAGAAUGGCGUGGUGUGAUGGAUCAAGUGGAGCAGGUGUUUCGCACAAGCGCCUCCCCUCAGAUCACCCUCACACCCGGUCACGAGAUCUGGAAGCGGAUUUCGGAAAUGAUCCCCUGGCGGAUUGAGCGAGUCCAGCUCGCCAAGGCGCCAAAGGCGCGGCGCUUCCCUCGAGACAUCCCCUUCACUCACCGUGCCACCGUCCUGCUCUACAACGACGACGAAGUGGCCUGUGAAUCGGAUGAUGUCGCCAACAUCGCCUUCCCUCACCAGCGGUUUCCUAAACCCGUGAGAUACGCUAUAUGCGUCUAUGGCGAUGCGCCUGAGGAUCCAACUGAUGUCCCAGCGCCCCCUCAGCCGACAGGGACCCCUCCGGUUGACCCGGACGUUCCGCCUGAGGAAGUGCACGGCGCGGACAUUACCUUUCCGAACUGCAAGGCACCGCGGGAGAUAAAGCGGGCAGUGGCACGCCUACAUGUGAACUUGGGACACCCGUCAAGUGCGGACCUUGUCCGAAUGUUGGCACAGAACGGCGCCGUCACGCCCGAGGCUGUCUCCGCGGCAAAAGCACUCACAUGUGCCUCAUGCCUUCGCAUGCGCGGAAACGCUCCCCCGCGACCUUCUCGACUCGUGGACCGCUUCGUCGGACAACUGGGAGACUGUGUCCAAAUGGACAUCUUCUACUCGCGGACCGUUGACGGCACGAACUACCCACUCCUGGGGAUAGUGGACGAGGCGACAAACCUCCAGCAAGUGUGCGUGUUGAAGGACCGCAACCCUAAAACCGUGGUCGAAGCCUUCCGCACGACCUGGGCGCGUCCCUUUGGUUUCCCUCACAAGGUCACCUUAGACCAGGACGGCGCGUUUAUGGGUGACUUCUGGACGUACCUCGUCGACAACUCAACGGAGGUGGACUACGUUCCCGCCGAGGCACACCACCGCCUGGGCAAAGCGGAACGGUGCAACGCGGUCUACCGCGAGGUCCUCAACCGAGUUGUAGAUAGCAUGGCGGCCGCUACGCCGGAGGACUUGGAGAUGGCAGUGGACGCAACCACACAUGCCAUCAAUUCCAUGCCCCGUUCCCGCGGACUCUCAGCCUAUGCUAUCGUGUUCGGACGCAUUCCCCGCGUCCCGGCGGAGCUUCUGACUGACGACUCGUCACUGGCGGCCAACAUUCCGUUGGAAGAGCACAACCGCCACACGAUUGUCUACAGAGCUGAGGCUCAGAAGGCAGCGGCGCAGGUCAACGUGGACAUCUCGCCCGGCGCCAAGUGUGCCGUCUGGCGAUCCCAACUUCGCGGAAAAGGCCCCCGCAAACGCGGCGGCUAUGUCAUCGGCAGGUUGGUUACCUUCGAUGGACAUUGCGCGUGGGUGCAACUGGGCACUCAGACGGUGAAGGUGGACAGGAACCAGCUGAGGCCAGCCUAUGGUUUCGAAGCCUGGUCCCCCACCGACGAGGAUAUAAAGGCCCUCAAGAACGCCGAAGCUAACCUUUUGAGCGGCGAGGUGGAAGACUGGCAGGGUGAAGCGCCGCCAGACGACGAGCCCCUGUUUCCGGAACUGGAGUUUCCACCUGAGCCGAGCGAGGAGCAAGUACAGUCUGCCUUGGACGGCACCGACGGCGCCGACCUGGCGGCCCUGGCAGACACAGCGGCAGCGAGCGCAGCCUCCGCGCCCCCGCUACCUCCUCCGGCUUACUCGCCACCGGCUUCUGAGGUCCCUCUGCAAGACGACUCUGAAAUGGCGUUGAGCAGCCAAGCGACCUUGAUCUGCGAGUCCGGAGAGGUGCCCGAGGUGUUCGCUUCAGAACACCGAGAGCCACCUAUCCAGGGUGCGGAGGACGACGGCGUGGAAGACUGUCAUCCGUCCUGGAAAGUGUGCUACGUUGGCGACCAGAAGCAGCUCGCCAAUGUCAACAAGAUGACUCGCAAAGAGGUGAAAGCCCUUAAUCGGGAGAUCCCCUGGCGAGAAAUCUUGAAGCAGCCGCGUGUGGUUUUCGACAAGUACGUCGAAGCCGCUCGCAAGGAGCACGAGCAAUGGGGCACUUGGGCACCAGUCCGACCCCUUAGUGACAAAGAAGCCAACGAGGUCCUCAAGGACCCGCUUCUGAGAACCCGCGUUCUCAAGUCACGCGCGUGCUACCGCGACAAAGCGUGCGGCCAAGGCGCUUUGCAGGCCAAGUGCCGUGUGGUGGUCCUUGGUCACCGUGAUCCCGACCUUCACGCGAUCAGCAGGGACGCACCAACGCCGACGCGCCUCACAGAACACAUCCUCCUCGCGGUGUAUAUAAGCGGACGAAACCGUUCGUUUUUACGGAACCGCCGAGUGUGGAGACUCUGGAGCGCUGAUGCCACCACGGCAUUCCUCCAAGGGAGGCAGAAUGAAGGAGAGCGACCAAAUCGGCUCUUCAUGAUGUCUCCGAGAGACCCAAUACUGGAGAAGGCCGGAGCCUUCCCCGCCACCAUCUACGAGGUCACUGGAUCCGUUUAUGGUUUGGCGAACGCGCCACGCUUGUGGUCUCUCGAGGUAGGCAAGCGACUACUCGCGGCCGGGUUUCGACCUCACGCCCUUGACCGGAUGUGCUUCCUGCACUACGACAAGGAAGGCUGUUUGGACUGCAUAGCGUUGGUGUACGUGGACGAUUUUUUAGUCACUUAUGCCGACCACUUUGAUUUGACGGUGCUGACGCGCCUCUUCAAGUGGGGCAAGACCUCCUUCGACACCGACGUUAUAACCUUCAAAGGGAAGCAGCUCCGGACGGUCAAGGAGAAUGGUGUUUUCGUCCUCCGGGUGACGCAAUCGGAGUACAUCCGUACCCUUGCCCCCGGGAAGGUGACUCGCCAACGAGGCCGUGAAGACCCGAAGCUGACUGAAGCUGAGCUUUCGGAGUUCCGCUCCGUCUGUGGAGCACUCCAAUGGCUCGUGGGACAGACGCGUCCUGACGGUGCUGCUACGGUUUCUUUGAUGAACCGCGGCAACGACUCCACCCUCAGUGAGCUCAAGCAGCUGUACGCCCUGUCGGAGUACUUCGCUCGUACACACAGCGAUGGGCUGGUCUUCCACGGGAUCCCCAUCAACGAGCACAGCACCAUCGUGAGCUACGGUGACUGCUCAUGGGCGAAUGCCCAGGAGUACAAAAGCCAAGAAGGCCUCCUUGUGUGUCUCACGACACCGGACGCGCUGACGGGCAAUGCCCCCGCCGUGCUUCUUGACUGGAAGAGCACCCGCACUCCACGUGUGGUGCGCUCCACUCUGGCUGGUGAGGCAUACGCCGCAGAUGACUCGAUCGAUAGGGGCGUCCUGGCAAACCAGAUGUUCUCUGAGAUCAUUUUCGGGUGUGAAGCUAACCCCGUCACCAAUCUCAAGACACUGCGUCACUGCCACGCCACUGAUUGUAAGUCUCUGUACGACGCCGCCAUCGCCGCUAACUUCAAUACUGAAGAAAAGCGCGUUGGCCUGACGAUCAGGGCUGUUCAGGAAACCAUUGCCCCUCAAGACAUGCGCUGGGUUCCUACGACCGCCAUGUGGGCAGAUGGUCUGACUAAAGUCUCUGACAGUCUGCGCGAGACCUUCCGCAACUGGCUCCGACAGCCAACGGUUCAGCUGAGGUCCGACGCCUGA